This is a messenger RNA of Protopolystoma xenopodis, 444 nucleotides long. The record is from the annotation of a GenBank genome assembly. NCBI's taxonomy places the organism in Eukaryota, Metazoa, Platyhelminthes, Monogenea, Polystomatidea, Polystomatidae.
AUGAGCUUUAUUGAAACGCCUCAAUUACUCUCUUCCGAACCAGCACUGGCUAUUGAGGUUGAAAAUUCGGAAAAAGGCCCAACUACGUUGUCUUGGCAGCGUCUGGCUCAAAUAGAAGAGCAAGUGAAGACGCAUUUGGCCGAGUAUGUUUUUAGAGCUGUACCCAAUCUUCCUGAUGUGAGGCACUCAGAAGUGUCUAUUGAGGUUGGGGAUAACGAAGAAACAAAUAUAGAAAUCCAUCCUGAGAUGAAAGGACAGAAAAAGUUAUUGAAGAGGACUUCUCUCCUGAUGCUUUUAUCAGAAGCCCGCCGAAGAACUACUUUAAUCUUACCAGAAAAUCUCACAAUUGGUCAAGCCAUCACCGCUACGGGAGGCUCUUCCGUCCUUGAAUCCCAUCCAGCGGAUGCUGAAAUUUCUUCGAGUCCUUUGGUAGUUACAAAUUCU